Messenger RNA from Vollenhovia emeryi, 3303 nucleotides. RefSeq names its product integrin beta-nu (gene Itgbn). The record is from RefSeq and is a predicted model, not a curated record. Bases 149 to 2530 code for a protein of 793 amino acids. Gene Ontology annotation, biological process: cell migration; cell adhesion mediated by integrin; integrin-mediated signaling pathway. The transcript is spliced from 12 exons. NCBI's taxonomy places the organism in Eukaryota, Metazoa, Arthropoda, Insecta, Hymenoptera, Formicidae. Gene Ontology annotation, cellular component: focal adhesion; cell surface; integrin complex. Gene Ontology annotation, molecular function: integrin binding.
CUCAUGUUGUAUUUAGAAUUCCGAUGUGGCACCUGCCGCACACGCACGGCUAACAAUUCGCUUGAAGAAAUACGCCUUGUGAUAAUUAACACGUAGUAUUAUAGUGUACGUUUUUCUAUAUGUGUUAAAUAUCUUAACUUAUUUAAUCAUGUUAUUUAAUGAGAUGAACUUUCGCGCAUCGUUGCUGUUUAUUCUGACGGUGCAGCUAGACCUCACCAAGAUAUGCCUGAGCGUCGACACGAAAAUUUUGAGCUUGUGUACGUCCCAAAGUACUUGUGACAAUUGUCUAGAAGCGAGCUUGGCUUGCGCCUGGUGCAGUGAUUGGUCAUACACAAAUUCCACGUACGGCAAACCGAGGUGCAACGUGCCAGAGCGUUUGCGGGCAUUCGGCUGUCCGGAUGCGGAAAUACGCGCGGCGCCGCCAGCAUCGCUCCGAGUACUGACGAACAUGGAUUUUCAGGAUGUCUCCAACGAUCGUACGAUACAGCCUGUACAGCUGAGACCGCAGAAGCUGCGACUCAGGAUGAGGCCGCGUUCGAGCCAAGUGGUGACGCUUCAGUAUAGACCGGCUAAAAAUUAUCCAUUGGAUCUUUAUUAUCUUAUGGAUCUCACGUGGUCGAUGAAGGACGAUAAAGAAACUCUGGUGGGAUUAGGCUGGAAGAUAGCCAAUACGCUCGGUACAUUUACCACGAAUUUUCGUCUCGGAUUUGGCAGCUAUGCUGAUAAGCCUCUAAUGCCGUACAUAUUUCCAAAACACGAGGAAAAUCCGUGCAAAAGCGAAAACGCCGUUUGCAAGCCACUAUAUUCCUUUUGGCAUCAUUUAGAACUCACCGACAAUAUACCAAGAUUCAUUCAUCAAGUAAAUUAUAGUUCGGUGACCGGCAAUGUUGAUAAUCUGGAGGGUGGUCUCGACGGGAUUGUGCAAGCGAUCGUUUGUGAUCGACAAGUUGGUUGGGCUCAUCAAGCGCGCAAGCUGAUGUUAGUGGCGACCGAUGGACUCAUGCAUUUCGCUGGUGAAGGAAAGCUAGGAGGUGUAGUGGAACGUCAAGACUUUCAGUGUCACCUCGACGAACGUGGACAAUAUUCCUUGGCAAAGAAAUACGAUUAUUCCUCUCUGGCGGAGGUGUCUCGAUUAUUGCAUGAGCGCAAAGUCAAUUUGAUCUUUGCCGUGACAGAAGAUCGUCGUCAUGAGUACGAAUUAAUCGCCAACUUGCUGAAGCAGCAGGCCAGAGUCGCUACUCUGACACGUAAUAGUUCCAAUAUUCUCGAGAUCAUUAAGAGUGCUUAUCAUGAGAUAGUGAGUAAAGUGGUGUUGCGCGACAAUGCGACCGAUCCGUUGCACAUUAGAUAUCUGUCCGCGUGUGGAAGUGAGAAGAGCGUGGAAUCAAAUACGUUCGAGUGCGAUGGUAUACAGGAGGGUCAAGUGUACGAGUUCAAAGUCAUCGUGUCGACAGGCGAAUGUCCGAGAAACGAAAGUCUCUGGAGGCAAACGGUGGUGAUUGACGACGCGUUAGCAUCCGAGGCAUCCGAGGUGCAAAUCGAAGUUGAACUUUUAUGCGGCUGCGAUUGCAAGAACGUAGAAAACUCGUAUUGUGAGCACGGAGUAAACGAGUGUGGUAUAUGCAAAUGCAACUUUGGCUGGUCUGGAGAUACCUGCGAUUGUGACCAACAUUUCUCGAUAGAGAACAGGCUGCAGUGCACCAACGGCGAGGAGAUCUGCUCAAACAAAGGUGAAUGUAUUUGUGGUACUUGCAGCUGCGAUAAGGGAUACAACGGGCGUUUCUGCGAAUGUUCCCCUUGCGACAAAACUGAUGGAGUCGAAUGUGGCGGUCGUGGUAUAUGCGAUUGUGGUGUUUGCAACUGCUUGGACGGGUGGAAAGGUAGUGGCUGUCAAUGCCCGUCCGGUAACGAACUUUGCAUUGCUCCUGGCAGCAAACAAGUAUGUGCUGGCCACGGAUAUUGUGAUUGCGGACAAUGCCGAUGCAACGAGACAGAUGUCGAUGGUCUAUACUAUCGAGGCAUGUAUUGCGAAUCGUCUGCGAGCGCAGGUGGCAGUGGACUUUGCAUCCUCUACAACUCUUGCGUGAACGUCACGGUCGAAUAUCCGGAGAAAGCGGAAGAACUAUGUCAGAGCAAUACUACUCUUUACAAAACUGAGCGAGUGGACACGGUGGAUAUAGAUGACGAGCACUACUGUUUCGUGAGGACGGUACAAGAUAGAACUGUCUGCAACAUACCUUACAUAUACCAAUUUCAACAUAAUAAAACAGUUAUUUUAAGAAUCGCCGACAAGACUUGCCGCACAGUGAUGCACGCCGCGUUUCUUCCGGCAAUUAUUUUUGGUGCUGUAUUACUAUUCGGAAUUACAGGCUUAUUAAUGUGGAAGUCUUGGAUCUCGAUGCAAGAUCGUAGAGAAUAUGCGAAAUUCGAGCAGGAACGACAGAGGACCGUUUAUGCUUUAGAUGAGAAUCCGCUUUUCCGCCCAGCUAUUACUCGAUUUAGAGUACCUUCCAUGUACAAGGACGAUUAAAAAUAAUAAUUGUUAUGUAUGAAAACAAGGCAGAGGCACGAUAAACAACAGUACAAUGUAAAUAUGAUAGAUUACAAGAGAGAUGAAAUCUUUUAAAAUAUUUUGCAACGAGCUGUAUUACACAGGUAAAAAACAAUACAAGAAUGAUGAAGAAAACCAUGAAAACAAGGAAGAGCGUAACACUAGAAAGAAAGUCAAUACCGGAAAAUAGAGCACAUUAAAGGAGGUGGAAAACUAGAAAAGAAAAUGUUAUACUGUAUCAAAGUCGAAAGGCAAGAAAUAAACAUUUAUCUAUCUAUUAUGCAUGAAAACAAAGACAUAUACGUAUAAUAAUUGUAUAUUUCGCUGUUGUUGUAAAUAUAACAAUCAUAUUUAGAAUUUGUAAAUAUGUCUAAUAAACUGUGCUAUAAGUUAAUUUUUCAUAAACAUUUUAUGACACGAUUAUAAUUGUGAUUUAUAUUAAUUUCAUCAACGUUGAAUGGAAGAAGAGGAGUUUCCUUCCGAAGAUCUUCUAUAUAUUUCGUUCCAAAACUGAUUAGCAGGUGUAAAUGUAACGUGCUGUUUGUAUAUGAGAAAAGUACUUUUAACAAAACUACAAAAUUGUGUAAGGAACUGUGUACGUAAUAUUUUCGUCACUUAAUAAUUUUUUAUGUUUACACUAUCUGAAAUCGAUGUGGUUAUCCAUUCAUAUCCAAGUGGUUCUUUGUAAACAAUGUUCGAGACAGGUUUAUUGUCGGUCCAUAUCGAUAUCAAUAAAGACCCAUCGGGAAAAA